AUGUCUGCAUCCGAGCCGGUCCUGAUGGGCCGCAAACGUGCCUUGCCCGCCUGCCCGAACCCGUUAUUCCUCAAGUGGCUGACGGAACUCCGGGACGAGGCCAGAGAGAAAGGCCUGAAGAUCCAGUACACUUACCAGAAGGCUAUCAAGUCUCUCAAUAAAUAUCCUCUUCCGCUUCGUGAUGCUAGAGAGGCUAAAAUCCUGCAGAACUUUGGAGACGGCAUUUGCAAGCUCCUGGAUUCCAAGCUGCAGCAACACUACAGAGAAUGCGGUUACGAAGCGCCCCCUCCUGGUGGCUCAGAAGACAAGAGCCCAGAUGCCAGCAGGAAGAACAACAUUCAGGAACCAAAAAUAGGAAAAGGAAUGGCGAAGAAAAGGAAGAAGGAGUACGCGCCUCAGAAAGGAUCCGCCGGUUACGCAGUUUUGCUCACACUUUACAGACACUCACAGAUAGCAGGAAGUAAAGGUUUUAUGUACAAGAGGGAGCUGCAGGAACAAGCGCAGCAUCUCUGCGAAAAAUCCUUCACUGUGCCCGAGCUCGGGAGCAAGUACGCCGCCUGGUCGGCCGUGGCCACCCUGGUGAAGAGGAACCUGCUGAUCAAGACCCAUAAUCCCGCACGCUACUCUCUGACUGAUGAAGGCGUGUCUCUCGCACGGCGUCUGGAUUCAGCGGAGCCUCUAGAGGAAGAGGAAGAGGGAGUUGUCGACCUCACCGUUAGCGAUGAUGACGAGCAAUGCGAGGAACCAGAAAAUUUACCGCUGGGGUGUGAUGCACCGAGUGAAGGGCGCCUUCUCGCCGGGACCUUCGACAUCAUCCUUUGCGUGGAUGUGAUUGAGACAACAGGUGGCAGCACCCGCUGCAAACAAGAGCUGGUCCGAGCGCUGCAGAAAAGCCGCGUCAACUUCGACGUCAGGAAGCUCAACGUCGGCGACUUCCUGUGGGUGGCGCGGGAGAAGGAGUCCGCGUCAGGCGGAAUCCGAGCAAGAGAACUUGUGCUCGAUUACGUCGUGGAAAGGAAACGGAUGGACGACCUGUGCGGCAGCAUCAUCGACGGACGCUUUAGGGAACAGAAGUUUCGCCUAAAACGGUGCGGCCUGCGCCGGCCCAUCUACCUGGUGGAAGGUAAAUCGGCGUCCCGACUGAGCAUCCCGGAAGCGACCCUGCAGCAGGCCGUCGUCAACACGCAGGUGGUAGACGGCUUCUUCGUGAAGCGAGUGCAGGACGUGCGGGAGUCGGCGGCUUACCUCGCCAACAUGACCAAAUACCUCUCCAAAAUGUACCAAAAUUGCACGCUGGUGCGGCACUCUCGAGAGCUGCACGGCGACCGCCGUGACGACGACGUCGCACCUUUCCGCUCACUCUUAUCUUUCGCGGAGUUCAACGAAGGCGCCGUGAAGAACAAGAGUCAGACGGCCCGCGAAGCCUUCGCCAGACAGUUGAUGCAAGUUAGCGGCUUGUCGGCCGACAAAGCGGCAGCUGUCCUGGAGAGAUUCAGUACACCUCACAGCCUACUACUGGCGUACGACGAGUGUCAAUGUGAAGCCGGGAAGGAAAAAAUGCUGUCCACCAUUCGAUAUGGGAGGCUCAAAAGGAAUCUGGGUCCAGCUUUGAGCCUAACUCUAUACCAGCUGUACUGCACCGAAGGAGCGCUUCGCUAG
Molecule: messenger RNA, 1659 nt
Organism: Nerophis lumbriciformis (worm pipefish)
Lineage: Eukaryota; Metazoa; Chordata; Actinopteri; Syngnathiformes; Syngnathidae
Source: RefSeq, a predicted model, not a curated record